AUGUCUAAACUUGAUGAUGAUCUAGUAUCCAAGAAUAUUGAAAAUGAUCUAGUAGCAACUUGGACUGUUCCAAUGAGUGACAAAGUUUAUAAAAUAGAAUUCGAGCAUGGAACAACAACUGGAAAAAGAAUUUUGAGAAUUAAUGGAAAGGAAAUAAUCAAACACGAUUGGAUGUUUAAAUUGGUGGGUAGAGAAAUAUUUGAAUUAAACGGGGUUAAAUGCUCGGCAAGUUUUUUAAAAAAAUUAUAAAGUUGAACAAAUUUAAAGGUCAAUAUUGAAGCUGUAGGAAUUUUUGCUUACGAAUAUACGCUUCAAGUCGGAGGGAAAACUUAUGAAAAAUUUCGAGAGCAACAAAAGAAGGCAUUACAGGUGUGUAAAGAUAAUUAUACUUAAUAUCGGGUAGCACCCAAACCCUUCAAUGUCGGGAGUAUCUGAAAUCGGAGCUUGCCGGGAAGGCAUGUCGGAGUUCAGGGUCAGAAUUAAUUUAAGAUAAACGGUUGCUGAGGUAG
Meloidogyne enterolobii is the source of this 509-nucleotide messenger RNA. Lineage: Eukaryota; Metazoa; Nematoda; Chromadorea; Rhabditida; Meloidogynidae. The record is from the annotation of a GenBank genome assembly.